CACACACAUCAGAGAGAGGCUCACGGCAUUAUACACACACACAAUACUAGAAACAUGGCUGCUUAGCACACACACACACUGUCGUCCGAUUUUGACAGAUACCACUCGUUAAAGUUGCACCAGUCUGCGUGAGAAAGUGAGCAGAAGGUAACGAGAAAUCGGUGGCGAUUUGUGAGGGACUUGCGCGUUCGUACGGAGCCCGCGCUCUGUUAUCUUAUCGGGGCCUUGAUUUGGCUUCCAAGUUUAGAUUCGAUCGCGGCCCCCUCCCACAUCCUACUACUGCCCACUCGAUCACGACUCGCAACCGCCCAAUUUUUGUCGUCUGAGCUCCUUUGUGCUAUCGGCUCGUGUGGGAUAUUCGCGACGAAAAGGGGAGUGCAACCUUAGCAAUGACCACCAUAUCUCAAGUGUUGGCCAAUCUCUACGUCACCAUCAGUUGCUCAUAGGAGAAAUGCAGGUGCUCGGUCAGUGAUCCGCCUAAUACCCAAGAGUUUCCUCAUUCCAGUUCGCCAUGUCGGAAACCAAGAACAAGCUCAGCAAGGUGGCCAGGCUGAGGAAACGACUCAGUGACAGCUUGGGCAGGCUGGCCUCUCUGGCCAAAGAAGACUGGUCCAUCAGCCGAACAAGAUCUCAGACCAGACUCUCUCACAUGGGCUACCGCAAGGACCACAACGGACUCAGCAUGAGGGGCAAAGCAGGAUUCUCUGACGAGUAUCUGGACAAGCUGGACAGUGAAACCAGGGACUCGCUGCAGGAGAAUGGUGAUGCAUCUGGUGGCCAAGGUGAGCCAGACCUCCGAUGGGAGAGGCUACGACUAAGUGACGGAGAUUUGCUCAGCGCCAGCCGGGAUCCAGAAUUCGAAAAAUUGAAGGGUUCUGGUGGUGCCGAUUCCGGUUUGGGAAGUGACGAUGCGUGUGCUCAAGAUACCAGCAGCCGAAUUGCUACGGUUGGAGGUGAACAAGUGGUGCUGAGACGUAGUAAGAAAUCGUCCUCGUCCCACCUGAAACAGCGUCCCAAAUCGGAGGUUUACCGACACCAGCCCAUCGACCCUCACCUGGCCGGAGCCAGUGUCGUCCUACCCAGCGCAUCCGCCAUCAAUUUGAAACCCUCCGAGUCUAUUCGUCGCUCCAAAAGAUACUCAGCCUUCGGGGGAACCAGUCCGUUUGGCAAAAUCGAGAAUUACCUACGACUGGAGCAGCUAGGCGAAGGCUCUUACGCCACCGUCUACCGAGGAUUCAGCAAUUUGACUCAGCAAGUGGUGGCGCUGAAGGAAAUUCGUUUGCAGGAAGAAGAAGGUGCUCCAUUCACGGCCAUCCGUGAAGCUUCUCUACUUCGUGACCUGCGCCACGCCAACGUCGUCACCCUGCACGACAUUGUGCACACGAAAACGUCGCUAACGUUCGUCUUUGAAUACGUCCAUUCGGAUUUGGCUCAGUAUCUGGAGAGGCAUCCGGGCGGAUUGCAGGCUCACAACGUCCGUUUGUUCCUGUUUCAGCUCCUGCGUGGCCUCUCGUACGUCCACCGGCGCAAGAUCCUCCACCGGGAUCUCAAGCCGCAGAAUUUGCUCAUCAGCGAAGUCGGCGAACUCAAAUUGGCCGAUUUCGGGCUGGCCCGCGCCCAAUCGGUUCCGUCGCACACCUUCUCAAGCGAAGUCGUGACCCUCUGGUACCGGCCGCCUGAAGUCCUACUCGGCUCAACGCAAUACUCUUCGCCGCUGGACCUCUGGGGCGUUGGCUGCAUCUUUGUCGAGCUCCUGACGGGCAGUCCGGCAUUUCCAGGCGUCAAAGACGCUGCCGAUCAAUUGGAAAGAAUCUUCAAGAUUUUGGGGACGCCGACGGAAUCGACGUGGCCGGGCGUGUCCCGUCUGCCGCUCUACAAGCCGCAGCGCUUGAACUUUUACCGGACGCAGAGGCUGGGCCACGCGUUCCCUCGUCUCUACGACAUUAGCCAGGCCGAGAAUUUGGCCUCGAAACUGCUCCAAUUGCAGCCCAGCACCCGACUGACGGGCGAAACGGCCGUCCGGCACAAAUUCUUCCAGGAGCUGCCCUCGCAACUAUUUAACCUGUCUGACGACGUGUCCAUUUUCACGGUCCCGGGCGUCGGUCUCUACCCGGAAGAGCGGAAAUUCCCUCCUGUCGUUCUCAGAGCGGCCCAGGAGUUGAAAAACAAGGCCAAAUUUUAAUUAUUUUUUUAAAUAACUAAAACACAAAACUAAAAAAAAAAAAAUUAAGAAAAAGAAAAUUUCAGAAAUGAAAUUUUUAUUUUAAUUUCCUUCCUUCCUAUCUCGAAAUCCGUUCCAUAAUAGCCGCCAUACAUGCCAAUCCCGACACGACAAAAGAAAAGUCCUCCCGCACUAUCAAACGGUAUUAUAUAUUCACUCGCUUUAUAAGAGCGUCAAAGUGAAAAGAGACAACAAAAAAGUUAUUUUAUGGAUAACGGCAGAAAUCGAUUUGCCUCCAAGUGGUACACCCCUCGAUCUUUUUCCUGUGUAGAGCCAAUCUCCGUUUGUUUUUCCCUCCACCUUUUGUUGAUUUUGUGUUUUUAUUUCUUUAAGAGAUUGGCCAGUUUUCAUUUCCAUCUAGUAAAACACGUCCCUUCCUGUUUAAAUAGUUAAUUGACAAGCAAACAAUGAUUAAGGAAGCAAUACUGUGUAUCCCUUUUUUAUAUAAAAGCUCAGAUUCUUGUUUUGAAUGACCGGAAGACACGCCCCUAGCCCGCCAAUUUUGAAUUGGCUUCGAUUUUUGUUUUUCCCCCGCCCUUUUUUAAACAGACACCGCCGCCCCCUCCUAUCGACAAGGUUUCCAUUCACGAAACUUUCGACACACUAGAACUCUUAACAACAACAAUUUUUGAUGCCAAAACAACAUUAAUUCUUUUGCAUUGUCAUAUCGUUGCCAUUUUUACUGCUGUCCCCUCCGAAUUUUGUUCAAAAACAAAUUUAUUCGUCCACCACUACUAUAUUAAAUAAUAAUAAUAAUAAUAACUCCUACCCGUUUGUAACCGUCCUAUCACUUUUAACUGCAUUUGCUGUUGUCGACAUUUUUUCGUACCCGAUUGUCAAAACAAACAAAUUUCGUCCCAAAAUUGAAAACAAUUAUCCGGAAUACCCCAAAAAGAAAAGAGACAAGUUGAGAAAGAAGGCCACCAAUGCUUCCGCCUGCGUCUACUCACGAUAGUAAUUGUUUCAUCAUAAUAACCCUCCUCUUCCUACUCUCCCAAAUUCGUCAAAAGCAAAACUAAAACUUUUCAUCAUUUUUUUAGGACCUUGGCGAAUUCAUCCAUUGAUUGUUUGUUCCUCAGUGCUGUUAAUAUUGUUGAGCGAUGACUAUCGAAAAAAGAAAGAAAAAAAGUAAUUCAGAGAAUAACGACGAUUAUAUCCCGAAAGAAUUUAAAGAAGCUAAAAAAAAAUUUAAAAAAAUGUCACACAAAAUAAAUUCCAGCCGCAUCCGUCGAAGAAUUUGGGAAAUUUUAAAGAAAUUGUGUUUUUUUUUUUGCCAUCGUCGUUCGUCGUCCUCUUGUGUCAAGUGUCCGCGUUAUUGUCUUCUUAUAUCGACAUCCAAAUAAACAUCUUGUAUAACCUCAA
Messenger RNA from Daphnia pulicaria, 3583 nucleotides. It is a transcript of the gene Eip63E, whose product is annotated as cyclin-dependent kinase 14-like. Gene Ontology annotation, molecular function: cyclin-dependent protein serine/threonine kinase activity; heme binding; cyclin binding. The coding region runs from base 512 to 2182 and encodes 556 amino acids. The record is from RefSeq and is a predicted model, not a curated record. Gene Ontology annotation, biological process: protein phosphorylation. The transcript is spliced from 8 exons. Lineage: Eukaryota; Metazoa; Arthropoda; Branchiopoda; Diplostraca; Daphniidae. Gene Ontology annotation, cellular component: cytoplasm; cytosol; nucleus.